GACGUUUCUAUUUUACCAUAAAUGGGAAAAAAUCGUUUCCAUUCUUAGAACAGCCACCAAACCUAGUGCUGCUUCUGCUCCAACUUGGGUUCCUCACGUUGAUUAGGAUCGGAGCUGCUAGCAAGAUAUGGUGAAGCCGGCGAGCAAGAAGAUAAAGAUCGAAAAGAUUGACAACUUGCCGGCGAGGCAAGUGACGUAUUCGAAGAGGAGAAGAGGGCUUCUGAAGAAAGCUAGAGAGCUUUCAGUUCUCUGUGAUUGUGAGUUUUCUGUCAUCAUAUUUUCUGCUACUGGCAAGCUCUGUGAGUCCUCCAGCUCCAGUACGAAGGAUGUCAUCACGAGGUAUGAAUCGCAGACGGGCGAUGAGGGAAACCUGGACCAGUCAUCUCUUGAUCUCCAGCAUGAUUGCAUCAAGUUGAGUAACGAAAUUGCGGACAAGAGCCGUGUGCUAAGGCAGAUGAAUGGAGAGGAUCUAGAAGGGCUGAACAUAGAUGAGUUGCAGAGAUUGGAGACAAAGAUUGAUGGAAGUCUUAACCGUGUGCUUCAAACUAAGGAAGAAAAUAUUAUCGGUGAAAUCUUAGCACUUGAGGCAAAGGGAGCUGAGUUGGAACUAGCAAAUAACCAAUUGAGGCAGGAGAUAAGGAUGUUGUCCAAUGGAAAUGGUGUCGCCUUUAAGUCAGAUAUCUCGCCUGCUGAAGAAGGUUUGGUAUCGGAGUGUGACACUUACCCCAGCAGCUGCUUUUCUUCUGGUUCUUCCCUCGAUCAUGUCUCUGGCGGCGACACUCUAUUUCUCAAACUUGGGCUUCCUUAGAGUGGCUAAACUGGGGUGAUUCCGAAUGUGAAAGUUUUUGUAGUGUGGUAUAUUCUGUAUUGUAAUGAAAGUACUUAAAGAUGCCAUGCAGGUUAUUGUAUAUAUGUAUGCAUUCGAUCAUUUUGUGUGUAGCUGGGCAGACAUGGCCAUUAGUGUGAACUGUGUGAUUGUGUG
Fragaria vesca subsp. vesca is the source of this 982-nucleotide messenger RNA. Its product is annotated as MADS-box protein SVP-like. The transcript has 9 exons. The record is from RefSeq and is a predicted model, not a curated record. Gene Ontology annotation, molecular function: protein dimerization activity; RNA polymerase II cis-regulatory region sequence-specific DNA binding; DNA-binding transcription factor activity, RNA polymerase II-specific. Gene Ontology annotation, biological process: positive regulation of transcription by RNA polymerase II. Gene Ontology annotation, cellular component: nucleus. The coding region runs from base 128 to 808 and encodes 226 amino acids. Lineage: Eukaryota; Viridiplantae; Streptophyta; Magnoliopsida; Rosales; Rosaceae.